This is a messenger RNA of Symsagittifera roscoffensis, 3091 nucleotides long. RefSeq names its product potassium voltage-gated channel subfamily C member 1-like. NCBI's taxonomy places the organism in Eukaryota, Metazoa, Xenacoelomorpha, Acoela, Convolutidae. Gene Ontology annotation, biological process: potassium ion transmembrane transport; protein homooligomerization. Gene Ontology annotation, cellular component: axon terminus; neuronal cell body membrane; postsynaptic membrane. Gene Ontology annotation, molecular function: delayed rectifier potassium channel activity; protein binding. The record is from RefSeq and is a predicted model, not a curated record.
CAUACAGCUAAUAACCAAAACUCAAACAAUAUAAACAGAGAAAAAUAAAAAUCACUCUUAUAAAUUCAGCAUGAGCAGAAUCAAAAUCUUAUAACAUUGUCUGGCCUAACAGAGCUGAAACUGUGAAUUGUCAUUAGAACUGUCCAAUUGUUCAAACUUUCAAAAUCAUUUAAAAAAAAAAUUCUUCACCCAAACUUGCAAAAUUAUGCGUGCAACUCAAAAUCAGAAAAAAAACAGACAUUAACGAAUAAAUAUUUGUGAAUAUCGGGAGUUGAGCAGCAGAAAAGUGGGCUUACAAUGUACAAUAUUUCGAUGGUGUCGCGUCACGCAGUGGCCUUACCCCGAACCACCUGCCCCAGAGAAGAAGAAGAGGAUGAUGACGAGGAGUAUAACUCAGUUGACGGAACAAGGGGUGGGGGAAAUGUGCAGCUAAAGACGACGAAUAACCCACAUCAAUUGUCGUACUCUUGUAGCCAGAAGAGAAAAGCGUUCCAGUCGAGACGGUUCCGUCUGAAGAAGAGACCUCAUUUUGAUCGCAAUCUCAACUUCACCAGAAGAGGAGUGGGGGACCUUCCGUCUGUGGACCUCGACGGGAAUAUUUUCCCCGAGCCGCGUGAGCGGGUGGUGUUGAACAUAGGAGGUGUCCGAUUCCACUCGUUCCGCUCCACCCUCUCCCAGGUGCCGGGCACUCGACUGUUCUACUUGAUGCAGAUGCCGGCCGACAGACUGCACCCGGACGAGUAUGAACACUCCUCCAGACAGUACUUUUUCGACAGGUCCCCCGAACUAUUCGAACAUGUCAUCAACUACUACAGGACGGGACAACUACACGUGCCUCGUGAUGUCUGCUGGCCCCUUUUCGACAGUGAACUCCAGUUCUGGGGUCUGGACCAUUCCCACCUCGAGACAUGCUGCUGGAUGAUAUACAGGCAGCACACAGAUAACGAGAACACCCUCAAGACCCUGGACGCCGAGGACGAGGAAGACCACAGGGACCCCCGACUGGACGAGCUGAACAGCGAAGAGGGGGAGGGGGAGGGGGAGGGGAAGAAGGGAGGGGGUGCGUAUAGGAAGAAGUGGCGUCGGGCAAUGGUUGAGUUAUGGGCAGUGAUGGACGAUCCCAUUUCCUCCAACUUGGCCAAGGGAGUCGCUCUGUUUUCCCUCUUCACAAUCCUCAUCUCAGUCGCUAUUUUCUGUCUCGAGACUCACCACUCAUUCCGAAAGACCACAUACCACAACACCUCCCACUUCGACCCAGAGAGGAACGAGACUGUUUGGAGAGUGGUGGAGGAGCGGGAGCCGAUAGAGGUCAUCUUCUACAUGGAGACCUGCUGUGUCAUCUGGUUCGCCCUGGAGUUUCUCCUCCGCUUCCUCUCCUGUCCGAACAAGUGCACUUACAUGAAGAAGUGGCUCAACAUCGUCGACUUCCUCUCCAUCCUCCCCUACUUCUUCGACUUCCUCAAGACCAGCAACCAGGCCACUGGUCUGCUGCGGGUGGUGCGAGUGUGUCGUGUGUUCCGAGUGUUCAAACUCACCCGCCACUCAGUCGGCCUCAAGAUCCUCUGGCACACUCUCCAUGCCAGCAUGAAGGAGCUCUUCAUUCUCGGCAUAUUCAUGUUCCUAGGUGUUGUGAUCUUCGCCAGUCUGAUCUACUAUGCGGAGAGACUGUUCGACACAGAGGAGUCGAGAGAGAGUGACUUUGUGGACAUCCCUGGUGGCUUUUGGUGGGCCAUAGUGACCAUGACCACUCUGGGCUACGGGGACAUGGUGCCCCAUACCCUGGCUGGCCAGAUGAUUGGCUCGCUCUGUGCCCUGUCUGGUCUGCUGACAAUUGCACUCCCAGUUCCAGUCAUUGUCAGCAACUUCUCUCUCUACUACAGUCACUAUCAGGCCAAGAUCAAACUUCCGAAGCAGACCAUAGACCAGUUGAACAACAAGAUAUCGGCACACUCGCCCAACGGAGAAGACCCCCCUGAUGAAGUGCUGGUGGCGGAGAACCUGCGACUGGACGGGGGCAAGGCGAGUAGUCCGGGACUGAAAGGGAUGACGCGACCAUUCAGACAGAAGACUAUCAAAAAUCUAAUGAAUCACGCCUCCUCACAGUCGCACGGGGGGACAGAAUUGAAGUUGGCGAUAGGGUCCAAACACGUGGGAUACAUCGACCCCCCCUUCAACGAGAAGAGAGAGCGGGAGAGGGUGAAGAAUCUGAGUGUUCCGAAUCAGUCCCUCUGUACCUUUAGCAGUAGCCCCCACCUCCACGUGAUCAAACCCCCCGCCACUCCGUCGAUAAAUGCGAAAACAUCCAAAGACUCGAAAGACAACGGCCGCUCUUUCAGCUCAGAACACCAGAGGGGAGCCAUGCAAUCGGGAGAUGCGGAUGACUCCUUCGGAACGGACGUGUUCGACGACUCACUGGGGGGAUCGAACUGCAGCCACCCACUGCGGAAAGUACACGCAAUGCAACAGCAGCAAAUAGGCGAGUCACUGGCAGAUAACCAGAAAAACAACAACAAUAACAACAACAACAGGCGACAGCUGGAAGGAGGAAGAGAGAAGCAGAACAACAACAGAGGAAGAGGAGAUGCGACUGGAACCUCAUUAGAGCAGCAACCUCAGAAGGGUCUCAAAAGUCACUCACAAUCGGACGAUCAUGGCAGCGAUUCGACCUUAACUACUGCGAAUGAAGUCAGCAACACCAUCGCACCAUCACACAAUGAGCUCACGCUAGAUUGUCAAUCUACCAAAGAGUCGGCCGCUUAGAAAACAUAACAAAUUAGAUACAUAGUCCACUUAGUUCGGAUCCAAAACCUGAACUGCAAUCUACAUUUCUAUAAAUUUCAAAUUAGGCUCAAGCCUGAUAGUAAAGUAGCUGAAAAAGCAAGCAAAACAAUCAGUCCCACUUAUAUCCCGAUACACUUAUAAGAACCCAAUAAACUAGUCGGCUACAUGUAUGAUAUAAUAAUGUAAUGGGUGUUAUAGCUGUUAUAGGAAAAAUAUAACUGGGCCCUCAACUCAUAGAUUAGACAUUGAAGAAAUUUUUGUGAGCAAAAAUGCAAAAAUAUUCGGAAUUAUUUGAAGCACCCACGGGCGG